CCGGUCCCUUCCACCAUAAGGAUUUAUAUAUUAGCACAUUUUGCAGUCUAUUGUAAAAUUUGUCUGGUUAAACUAACAAUUAUAAAUAGUCAAAAGCUAGCUAGACGAAAACAUCAUCAUAAUCCACCAAACAAAGGUUUUUUUUAAGAUCCAGCUAUGAUGGCUAUUACACUGAUAAUAGAAAGCAAUGGAAGAACAAAGUGGGGUGAAAGAUCCGAGGAUCGGUGGACGUUUGACCACAAGCCGGUCGAACUUUCGAAAAAGGAAAGAAAAAAGAAAAAAAAACUGAAAGGGCUCUUAAUUUGAUAUCUCUCACGGAGGUUCCUCGAAGGGGCUCUCUAUGCAUCUAGCUUUCGCUAACCUCCAUUGCUUCAUGAUAAUUGUGAUCCUUGUGAUGAUAUCUCUGAUGCUUGGGACCUUUUUCUAGAAGGUGCAUUUGUUGCGUUCCUGUCAUAUUGCCUAACAGAUGAGAAGUCUCAUUAUAUUGGUUCCCUUCUUUCAUUUGCGGUCGGUUUCUUCCUGUGAUUUUAGCACAAUGAUCGUGACAGAUUGCAGCUUCCAUUUCUCCUUUGGUUCCUUUCAAAAAAAAAAAUUCCUUUGGUUUGAGGGUGACACGGUCUUUUCAUUGGCCGAUCUUGUUCCAAACAGAGAUUUCAUUCGCCAGCAAGUCGUUUCAGUUUCCACCUUGUUUUCUUCGUCUUGCAUACCACUUACUGCUGCUUUGCAAGACGGGUCAAAAGCACAUGAAACUUGACUAUCAAGUCUCUACCCAAGAACUUGGCUUCCAAGCCAGUGCUUUGUUCAAAACAACGGUCGGUUCUGUUUUCUGUGGCAUAAUCGAAAUUUCUCCGCAUCUUUCGCCAACACUGAGCGGCAAAACCUCCGCGCGCUAAAACUUGGAUUCCACGAACUCCAGGCGAGGAAGCGCCCGAAUCAAAGCUCCAAAGCGCUCCGCCCCGUCUGAUCCCGCCUCUACUUCGAAUCCUCCCAAAUCGAAGCAACCUGCGCCGGCUGCCGUGGUGGUUGCUGCGGCGGCGGGGAGCUCGCGCCCGACGGCCCGAUCCGCGCCAUGGAGGAGCCGCUCUAUGAGAAGGAUUUGGAAAGGAAGCUGAAGAAAGAACAGAAGGCUAAAGAGAAGGAGGAUAAGAAGCUCAAGGCGAAGCAGAAGGAGGCUGCCAGGCUACAGGUCCAAGCAGCAGCUGAUGGAGCUAAGAAGAGUGAGAAGAAGCAAAAGAAGAAAGGUGCCACGGAUGAGAAUCCAGACGAUUUCGUCGAUCCAGAUACUCCCACUGGACAGAAGAAACGGCUUGCUUCUCAAAUGGCCAAACAGUACAGCCCGUCUGCUGUUGAGAAAUCAUGGUAUCCUUGGUGGGAGUCAUCACAGUAUUUUGUAGCAGAUGCCGCAAGCUCAAAGCCACCAUUUGUAAUAGUCCUGCCACCCCCAAAUGUGACAGGAGCCCUUCACAUAGGCCAUGCAAUUACAGUGGCAAUUGAGGAUGCUAUGAUCCGCUGGCGGAGGAUGUCAGGCUACAAUGCUUUGUGGAUUCCUGGAAUGGAUCAUGCUGGCAUAGCUACACAGGUCGUUGUGGAAAAGAAGAUCAUGCGUGAGAGGAAGCUGUCAAGGCAUGAUCUAGGGCGUGAUAAAUUUCUAUCUGAGGUCCAUAACUGGAAAGAUCAGUAUGGUGGCACCAUAUCGAGACAAUUGCGUACGCUUGGGGCCUCGCUUGACUGGUCGCGCGAAUGUUUUACAAUGGAUGAGCAGAGAUCAGAAGCUGUAACAGAAGCGUUUGUUAGGCUAUACAAGGAAGGUUUGAUAUAUAGGGAUAUUCGUCUCGUGAACUGGGAUUGCACGCUCCGUACAGCAAUUUCCGACAUCGAGGUUGACCGUGUUGAUCUCAAGGCAGAGACUUUAUUAGAGGUCCCUGGUUAUAGCAACCCAGUUCAGUUUGGUGUUUUAACAUCUUUUGCCUAUCCUCUAGAAGAAGGAUUGGGUGAAAUUAUCGUUGCAACAACUAGAAUAGAAACUAUGCUCGGUGAUACCGCUAUAGCUGUUCAUUCUCGGGAUGAAAGAUAUAAGCAUUUGCAUGGAAAAUAUGCUGUCCAUCCGUUUAAUGGCCGAAAACUUGAAAUAAUUUGCGCCGAUGACUUAGUGAAAGCCACUUUUGGUACUGGUGCUGUCAAGAUCACACCAGCUCAUGAUAGCAAGGACUUCAAGGUUGGGAAACAGCAUAACCUGGACUUUAUCAAUAUUUUCACUGAUGACGGGAGCAUAAAUGAAAAUGGAGGUCCGCAAUUUGAAGGAAUGCCACGUUUCACCGCUCGAGCUGCUAUUAUUGAUGCACUAAAGGAAAAGGGUCUAUACAGAGGCAUGGAAAAUAAUGAGAUGGAAUUAGGUCGUUGCUCAAGAACUAAUGAUAUUGUGGAGCCAAUGAUCAAGCCCCAGUGGUUUGUUAAUUGUAAUACCAUGGCAAAGUCAGCUCUUAAUGCUGUGAAAUCCAAAGAGAUCGAGAUCAUUCCACCACAAUACGAGCAAGACUGGUACAGAUGGCUUGAGAACAUACGUGAUUGGUGUAUUUCAAGACAACUUUGGUGGGGACACCGUGUACCUGCUUGGUAUGUGACAUUAGAAGAUGACAAAGAGAAGGACAUGGGUUCAUACAUUGACCACUGGAUAAUCGCAAGAAAUAAAAGUGAUGCAGUACUGGAGGCGAAACAGAGAUACCCAGAGAAGAAAUAUCAGUUAGAUCAAGAUCCUGAUGUGUUGGACACAUGGUUUUCAGCUGGCCUUUUCCCCUUAACUAUACUUGGUUGGCCAGACAAUACAACUGAUCUUAGUACUUUCUACCCUACUUCUGUUCUCGAAACUGGAUUGGACAUCCUCUUCUUUUGGGUAGCAAGGAUGGUCAUGAUGGGAAUGCUACUCCACGGUGAUGUACCAUUUCAAAAGAUUUACUUGCAUCCAAUUAUUCGUGAUGCACAUGGACGCAAAAUGUCCAAGUCACUAGGAAAUGUCAUUGAUCCCAUUGAUGUAAUAAAUGGUAUAACACUGGAAGGUCUUCAGAAAAAGUUGGAACAGGGCAAUCUGGACCAAGGCGAGUUGGAAAAGGCAAAAGAAGGUCAAAAGAAGGAUUUCCCUGAUGGUAUUCCUGAGUGUGGUACUGAUGCCCUUCGUUUUGCUCUGAUCUCCUACACUUCUCAGUUCGACAAGAUAAACCUGGAUAUCAAGCGAGUGCAUGGGUACCGACAAUGGUGCAAUAAACUGUGGAACGCCAUUCGUUUUGCGAUGAUUAAGCUUGGAGAUCAGUACACUCCACCAGCAACUCUCGCGGUGCAUACUAUGCCGUCCAUUUGCAAAUGGAUACUCUCAGUACUUAGCAAGGCUGUUGGCAAGACAGUGUCAUCAUUAGAAGCAUAUAAGUUCUCCGACGCGACAUCCUCUAUAUACUUUUGGUGGCAAUACCAGCUUUGUGAUGUCUUUAUAGAAGCAAUUAAACCUUACUUCAAUGGAUCUCAAGAGUUCGAAUCUGCAAGAGGUGCUUCUAGAGAUACACUAUGGGCAUGCCUGGACACCGGUUUGCGUCUGCUCCAUCCAUUCAUGCCUUACAUAACAGAAGAGCUUUGGCAGCGCCUUCCUCAGCCUAAGGAGGCUUGUAGGAAAGAUUCCAUUAUGAUAUCAGAAUACCCCUCAGCUGUACAGGGAUGGGCAAAUGAUAAAGUUGAGAAUGAAAUGGAGAUUGUGUUAGAUGCUGUGAGUAAGCUGAGAUCUCUCCGGCCACCAACAGAUAUACAAUUAAGGCGCCCAUCUUUUGUGCUCUGCCGAAACCUAGAGAUUGCAGCCACUGUUCAACACUACCAGGCUCAAAUUGCAACGCUUGCUUCUGUAUCAUCUAUUAAGAUCCUGACAGAGGAUGAUCCAGCUCCAUCCGAUUGUGCCACAGAUAUUGUAAACAAAGAUCUAGCCGUGUAUCUCCAGCUCCGGGGAGCUCUCGACACGGAUGCUGAACAUGAGAAGCUUAGGAAGAAGAGAGAGGAAGUUCAAAAGAAAUAUGACACCUUGUCACAGAAAAUGAGUGCUUCAGGCUACCGCGAGAAGGCCCCGCAGAGCAAGCAGGAUGAUGAUACGAAAAAACUUGCCACUCUAUUGGCGGAGCUCGAGAUCAUCAGCGAAGCCGAGAGUAAGCUAGACGCAAAAGUGACAAACGAUAUGUGACUCGAUCGUUUGAGGACCUGCAAAUCUGAUUUACACGCAUAUAGACUGAUGAUGAUCCUCGCCACCUUGACCUGACACACCCACCCCUCAGUUCAUACGGUACUGAAGGCAUGCUCACUAUUUGUAAAAAGCCUCAUCCAAGUAAUUUUGGACAUCUUAGCAUGUAACGUCAGUGCACUUUCAAGCAGCUCAGUUUUGUGCAUUUCCAUAUUUCAGUUUGAGUUCGUCGUUCCCAUGUCACACUCGUGGCCUUUUUCUCUGCUGUGGAUGCAUGUAGAGUGUUGUGGACUCUUUGAUGAGGUGAGACAAGAUGUGCUUUGCAAAAUAUAACUGUUUUCUCUUUA
Molecule: messenger RNA, 4554 nt
Organism: Hordeum vulgare subsp. vulgare (domesticated barley)
Lineage: Eukaryota; Viridiplantae; Streptophyta; Magnoliopsida; Poales; Poaceae
Product: valine--tRNA ligase, mitochondrial 1-like
Exons: 21
Coding region: 1070-4210 (1046 amino acids)
Biological process (GO): valyl-tRNA aminoacylation
Cellular component (GO): cytosol
Molecular function (GO): valine-tRNA ligase activity; ATP binding; aminoacyl-tRNA deacylase activity
Source: RefSeq, a predicted model, not a curated record